Cicer arietinum (chickpea) is the source of this 2322-nucleotide messenger RNA. RefSeq lists its product as uncharacterized. The record is from RefSeq and is a predicted model, not a curated record. Lineage: Eukaryota; Viridiplantae; Streptophyta; Magnoliopsida; Fabales; Fabaceae.
CUAAUUGUACAAAAAUAGUUUGUUUAAAUUACAAACUAUUUAACCAGUGUUGACGUGGCAACAUUGUCGUUUUGAAGGUUCCAGUGAGAUGAGAUCCAUGUCCAUGUCCUGAUUCUUGUGAAGAACCCUAACCAGCAAGCAAGCAAGCAAUGUUAUGUAAUACGCACAAAUCUUCACUAACCAAUGGUGGGACCCAAAAGACACUUCCUCCCAUUGAUUCUCAUCACCCUCGCUGCAUUCAUCUUCUACACUUACCACCACACCUCUCUCCCUUCUUCACUCACCGAUUCUAACCCUAAUUUCACUCUCCGUACCCCUUUUCAAAUUCAAACUCAUUCCAUUUCCCCCAAUUUCACUUUCCUAAUCAAACUCCUUGCUUUCAAUCGCCUCGAUUCUCUCUCCCGCUGCCUCCGCUCCCUCUCCGCCGCUGAUUACCUCGGCGACACCGUCCAUCUCCACGUCUACAUUGACCAUUUUCUCCCUCCCGACGAUUCCUCUGUUGAUUCGAAGCUCCUCGAAUCGCAUCGGAUUUUGGAGUUUGUUGAUGGAUUUUAUUGGAAAUUUGGGGAAAAGGUGGUGCAUUACAGAACUGGGAAUGUGGGGUUGCAGGCACAGUGGUUGGAAGCAUGGUGGCCUGCUUCGGAUGAUGAGUUUGCUUUUGUGGUCGAGGAUGAUUUGGAGGUUUCGCCGCUUUACUAUGAAUUCGUUAAGACAUUGAUUGUCAAUUUUUAUUACAAUGGUUCCAAUUAUAGUCCUUCCAUUUUUGGUGCUACGUUGCAACGAGCAAGGUUUGUUCCAGGUAAACAUGGCAACAAAUUGCAGUUGGAUGACCAGACACGGCUUUUCUUAUACCAGUUGGUUGGUACAUGGGGGCAAAUUCUCUUUCCAAAACCAUGGAAAGAGUUCAGGUUGUGGUAUGACAAAAACAAGGCAAAGGGCAUUAAACCAUUUCUUGAGGGGAUGGUGACUACAGGAUGGUAUAAGAAGAUGGGGGAGAGAAUAUGGACCCCUUGGUUCAUCAAGUUUAUUCAAUCCCAUGGUUACUUUAAUAUCUACGCAAAUUUUUUACACGAGAGAGCGUUAAGUGUCUCUCACAGAGAUGCUGGAGUAAACUACGGGAAAACUGCUGGACCUGAUUCUCAGUUACUAGAAGAAAGAUCACUAGACUUCAAUAUUUUGGAAAUGCAGCCAUUGGGUAGUUUAAAAUGGUUUGAUUUUUGUUUCAGUGAAGUAUUUCCGGGAAGGUUAGUGAGGAAUAUCAAAGAACUUGGAGCUUUGCUUCACUCUCUUCAAAAACAAGAUACUAUCUUCUUAGUAAAUCUUUUUGGGGUAUCAGAUGCUGUAGUAAGAAACUUACUAUGCCACUUUGAAAGGCUAAAUAUAAGGAAUUAUAUACUUAUGGGCCCUCCAUCGGACUCCUUAUUUGAUCUGGCAAGAAGGGGUCAUCCUGUAAUCGAUGUAGACCAAUUUGUAAGUAGUAUCAGAAUGAAUAAAUUGAGUUCACAAAGUUCGAGUUUCGAGAGCAUCAAGGGUAUUGUUGCAAAGGCAUAUGUAAUUAAGAAGUUUAUCGAAAAUAAGUAUAACACAUGGGUUUUGGAUGGGAGCAUGCUUCUCACUUCAGACAUAUUGCUCGAGUCUGGAGUUACCAAUGACGACUUCUGUGUUGCAAAUAACUUGGACCUCUUUUAUGCUAAAAGCUCAUUGUCUAGUGAGAAAAUAUGGACUAAUGGUUUCGUGUCAAAAAUUGUAGCCAUGGCAGACUCUUUGGGGAGAAAAGACUCUUCAACCCAUAGUAGCCUAAAUUUUGUGAAUAUUAUAACAAAAUUAUUGGAACAUAAUGGUGCAAGUAUUAGAAGAGUUGAUGAGACUUCUUUUGGCAUGAGGAUUGGGUCAGAUGGUGUUGGUAAAUCUUCUCUAGGGGAUGCAAAGUUGGUAUAUUGGUCAACCGAGGUGGCGCCGGAUUCAAUUCAGAAACGGCUCAAAGAGUUGAAUUUGUGGAGUAUAGACAGUGAUUUAUCCUGCACUGCUGUGGUUUGUCACAAGUCAUAGCUUUUUAUGGCAGGUAGAAGCAGUUCUGCAAUUUAGUUUUCUUCCUAUAUUAUUUUUGAGUUUUUUUUUGUUGUUGUUCCAAUUUAGCUUACAUAUUCUUUUUUUACUCAUUUGUAUUAUCAUUUGUAACCAAUUAAGUUGUCAAUGGGAGGAUUAAGAUGGGCUGGAAUUAAACAAAGAGUUGGAUUCUGUGUUCGGGAUUGGGAUAUUUGUUUUUGUUAGUGAUCUUCCACCACAAUUUAAGUCCUGUGUUUGGCGAUAAUUACCUUAAAA